GCAUUCCAUCAAUCACUGUCUCACACCGCAUUCUGAUCGCACUUUGCAUCUCGGAACCCCAAGGAAGCUAUCGUUGAGGGGCACGUCGAGGGAAUGCUGCGACGAUAUGCUACUAUAGCGUCCAAGCCGCCUUCCCGGCUACGAGCACGAGGGAAGAGCCCUCUUGGGCUUGACCAUUUCAUCCAGCGGCAACGCACAUUAGCAUUAUGGCGGGAGAUUGUGCGAAGCACGGCGAACAUCCCGGACGAGGCCACAAGAAAAGACAUGAGACAGUUUGCAAGGUCGGAAUUCGAGCAGCAUCGCCAUGUCACUGAUCUGUACGGCAAAACUCAGUUCCAAGCUAUGAAAGGUUCUCUUAUCAAUUCUGGAGUUCUCAAUGAAUGAUUCCGCACAAAUCUAACUCCCAUUCUUGUCUACGCUCUGUGUACAUUGCAUCGCUAUGAUUGGUUGGUUUUCCGAGGCUCUAACUAGCGUGCGAUUUCCAUCGCUCCACUCACGC
Cucurbitaria berberidis CBS 394.84 is the source of this 499-nucleotide messenger RNA. RefSeq lists its product as uncharacterized. The coding region runs from base 94 to 384 and encodes 96 amino acids. The transcript has 3 exons. Lineage: Eukaryota; Fungi; Ascomycota; Dothideomycetes; Pleosporales; Cucurbitariaceae. The record is from RefSeq and is a predicted model, not a curated record.